ACUCUCUAUGUGAGCUCAGUGUUUAGCUGCAGUUGGUUCAUGUGGAGCGCAGGAAAGUUCUGCAGAAGGACGAUCUGAUCCCAUAUUGCCGAAGUCCGACUCGGGGAGUUUUCAGGAAUAAAUCUUGAGUGGUGUUGAUGUGCUUCAAGGAAACAGAGCAAUUAGACUAAAUUAGCUGCAUUUCCUCAGAACUGAACAUUCAGGUUCUGCUGCUGAUGGGGAUUAGCAUGAAGCUAACUGGCGUAGCCUGACUUUAACCCUUAGUGUGCUCUGAAGUCAGGAGUUUAACCUGUGAGGUUCUGAAGAGAAUCAACCAGCACCAGUUAAACAUCUGUUACUGGUUGCUUACUGUAGUUCAGCUCCAAGGCGCCCCUAGUGGCCAGAGAGCAGAACUGCUGCAGUAAUUAAAGGAGGUGAUGCUGUUUGUCCUGCAGGAGAACUUCAGGAUCACAGAUCUCAGGAUGCAGGAGAAGAGUAAGAAGCAAUCAGCAGGACGUCAACCCAGCAAACCGGCCUCUAAGAGCUCCUCAGCAUGUCCCUCCUGGUGUUGUCCUUUUCAGAGAGCAGAACUUCAUGAACCUGAACGGAUCCAGUCACCUGGACUCCAGAGUGAAGUUAAAGCUAAAGUUGCUAACACGGCUUCGCUCCUUCAGGGUUUUGUUCAAAAGAUCUGUACUGAAGACCAGGCGGACUUCUGGCCCUCAGUUUGUCCUCCAGGGGAUAAAAAUGCUGAAUCGAAGCUUUGGCUGAAGAAGACCUUGGAAAAGUUGGACAACAGGGAGCUGAGAUAUUUCCACUGGUUCCUGCAAACUGCAGACGAUGUUAAACCAAUCAGAAGGAGUCGCCUGCAGCAUGCUGACAGACUGGACACAGUCGACCUGAUGCUCCAAACGUAUCCCAAAAACUUUCAAAAGGUCACCCAGAAGAUUAUGGACAAGGUCAACAGUCGUAGAAAACAUGGGGUUCAUAACUGGGUUCUGGACUCCCUGGACAAUCUAGACGACAAACAGCUGAAGUACUUCCACUGGUUCCUGCAAACGGCAGACAAAUCCAAGGACGGCUUCAAACCCAUCAAAAAGAAGGACCUGGAGGACGCAGACAGACUGGACACAUCGGAUCUGAUGGUUCAGACGUACGACACAAACACCAAGGAGGUCACAGAGAAGAUCCUGAAGAAGAUCAAGAACAACAAAGGCAAAGACAUACCAGAAGCUGAGGAGCAGAUGAAGCCAUCUUCUCCAGCUGAAGCAGAAAAGAAAGAAGUCUCCAAGGUUCUGGAGGAGUUUGUUAAGAAAGCUCCAAAUGAAACCCUGACCCGGCUGUCAGAGGCUCUAGCAGCAGACGGUGUGUUGAAGUCCUCUGAGAAGCAACACAUCCUGGAGAAGAACCACACCAGAGGAAACAGAGCGAGCUGCCUUGCUGACACAGUGAUGGAUAAAGGAACUGCUGCCUGUAAGAAGAUGAUCCACCACCUUCAGGCUGUUGAUGCUCCACUGUCCUCCAAGCUGGGCUUGUCCUCUGGUCCAGUUGUUCAGCAAGGUCAAAGUUCACAGGAACUCAAAACCAAACCAGUAUCAGAACCAGGACUUGUUUGUAAACCGGCCAUUCAACAAUUCCUUUCUCUUAAACCUUACCAGAAACCUGUCGAUGAUGAGAAGGAAGUCUGGCAGCAGAUCUGUCCUGAAGGGGACAACGAUGCUGACAUCAAGCAGUGGUUGAAGGAGCAUCUCGAGGAUCUGGACAGCAGGGAGAUGAAGUACUUCCACUGGUACCUUCAAACCGCGGACAAGUCCAAGGAUGGCUUCAAGCCGAUCAAGAAAUGCCGCCUGGAGCAUGCAGAUAGACUGGACACGGUGGACCUGAUGGUCCAGAUCUACACCAACACCACCAAGAUGGUGGCACAGAAGAUUUUCAAGAAGAUGCAUAAAGACAAAGGACAUGACUAUAAAGAUUGGCUUCUGGACACUUUGUUAGAGCUGGACGACAAGGAGAUGAAGCACUUCCACUGGUUCCUUCAAACUGCGGACAAGUCCAAGGAUGGCUUCAAACCAAUCAAAAAGGGUCAGCUGGAGGACGCAGACCGGCUGGACACGGUGAACCUGAUGGUCCAGACGUACGCCUCAAACACCAAGACGGUCACAGAGAAGAUCCUGGAGAAAAUUAAGAGCAAUAAAGACAAAGGUCUUCCUGAGGUGGAGGAGCAGAUUCCUCCAACGUCUCCAAAUGAAAGUACAUCUGAGAAAGUGCUCACCAGGAUGCUUAAUGACUUUGUGGAGAAGGUACCAAAAGAAACGUUAUCACAGCUCAUGGAGGCUCUCAUGACUGGCAAGACCCUGAUGUCAUCAGAGAAGGAGACCAUCCUUCAGAACCACACCAGGGUCAACAUGGCCAGCUGCUUCGUUGACAUUGUGAUGGAGAAGGGAACCGACGCCUCCAAAGAGCUGAUGAACCGUCUUCAAACCAUCAACCCUCGCCUGUCCUCUGAGCUGCAUUCACCUUCUACCCCAGGUCACAAGUCUUUCAAACAGCUCUUCACUAGUAAGAAAACGAGGGAGAUGACGAAGGAACAGGAGGAAUGCUGGCGCCUGAUCUGCCCUCCAGGAGAUAAAGAUGCUGAUUUGAAGCGUUGGUUGAAGAAAACUCUGGAGGAUCUGAAGAACAGGGAGGUGAAUUACUUCCACUGGUACCUGCGGAUUGCAGACGACACCAAAGACGGGUUCAAACCAAUCAAAAGGUACCGUCUGAAGCACGCAGACAGACUGGACACAUUGGACCUGUUGGUGCAGAUGUACCCUGGAAAGGUGAAAGAGGUCACAGAGAAGAUCCUGGAGAAGAUCAAAACCAACACGGCACAGCACUGGAUCCUGGAAAUGUUUGUGGACAUGGGGGACCAGGACCUUAAAUACUGCCAGAUGUUACUGCAGGGCACCGACAAGCUGAAGCACGCCUCCCUGAAGAGGGGUCCUCAGGCAGAGGGGCAGGAAGUGGACACCAUGAACCUGAUGAUGCAGAUGUACAACUCAGACCAGAGAGAGAUGCUAGAGAGAACUCUGAAUGAAAUCCAGGAGACUUCAGAACUGCCUGAAGUCGAGGACCAGGACAACCCAGCUUCUCCAACAGCUCUACGAGCAAAGAAAAUGAAGAUCAUGCUGCUUGACUUUAUCAAGAAAGUGUCCAAUAAAACGUUGGAGCAGCUGCUGAAGGACCUGGUAGCGGACAAGGUGCUCACUGCGUCAGAGAGAAAAUCAGUGGUGGAGAAGAACCACACCAGAGUGAACAAGGCCAGCGGCCUGGUGGAGAUCCUGAAGGAGAAAGGAACAGAAGCUUGUCAGAAGAUGAUCAGCCUUGUUGAAACAAUGGAUCCUCCACUUUACGCCAAACUGGGUUCUUCCCAGAGCCCCAAUUUCCAACAAGAGCUGCUCCAGAUGCUAACCUUCAACCUGAAGGAGGAUGAAGGACCAGAGGAAGAGGAAGAGGAAGAGGACAAAUAAACAGAACAUGGGAUUGGUCAUAUUGAGGAGCAACUGAAGAUUCAACUUCCUGUUUCUAGAUUUAUAAACUUUGACGGUGUCCUGUUUUGUCCACCACUGUUCAGUUUUACAUGUUGGACCUUUAACUAAAAUUACAGCUGUUAUUUUCAGAUGUUUCCCUGCUUCUUUACUGACGCUGUUAUAAGUCUGUUUAAUGAACUGAUAACAUUAAAUCUAUAUAUGUUUUAACAUGGCAGUGCAGCAGUACAGUCAGGCUUCAUCUGAUUCACUUUGCUGUGAGAAACCUGAACAAUCAGAACCAAAGAGUUUAAAUACAGAGAAGUGAUGAGAUGGAAACCAGGUGAGUCCAAUUAGAGGAAACCAGAACAGCUGAGGACAGAGGAGAGCAGGAAACACAACCAAAAAUACAUUUUAUGGUUUCUUUUAAGGUUUAACUUUAACUGUCUUAUGAUGUAAUCAUUCUGCUUCUUUUAAUAAUCCGUCUUUUGCACUUUUCACUAGACAGAAUAAAAUGACAGAUUUAAAUCCUGGUUGUUUAUCUAAAAGAAAAGAGCAGCAGUGAGGAUGGUAAUAAUAUUUAUAACUAAAAGCAGAAAAUGAAACUCAACAUGGAAUCAGUUCACAGCUUCACGUCUCUCCAACUGAAACGUUUUAUUUUUCACAAUAAAUAGCAGUGAAUCUAAAAUGUUUGAACCUUCGUCAUGACGAUGGAUUUACUGGGAUUAAUUUGUUAAGGUUCUGCGCUGUGAUUGGCUGUCAGUCAGCUGUGUUGGGUCGGUUCUGUUCAGCUCCACGAUCAGAACCCUUCAUUCACCUAAAGCUGCUGAUGUUACAUCCUGGCUGUCAGGUAACAUCCAAUCAGGUGAGUCCAGAGGCCACGCCCCCUGUGUUUCCUGAACAGAAAAGUGGGCGGGGCUACAUUCCCUGAUGGUCCAAACUGGUUCUGUCCGGACCGGUUGAGUUUCAAAGACGUUUGUCACCAAGUUCCACUUCUAGCCUGGAGUUCAUCCACUUCCAACAAUAAGCAAGGAUGAGCCAACAGAAGUGUUU
Poecilia latipinna (sailfin molly) is the source of this 4541-nucleotide messenger RNA. RefSeq lists its product as uncharacterized. Gene Ontology annotation, cellular component: AIM2 inflammasome complex; IPAF inflammasome complex; NLRP3 inflammasome complex. Gene Ontology annotation, molecular function: cysteine-type endopeptidase activity. Lineage: Eukaryota; Metazoa; Chordata; Actinopteri; Cyprinodontiformes; Poeciliidae. The record is from RefSeq and is a predicted model, not a curated record. Gene Ontology annotation, biological process: regulation of inflammatory response; proteolysis; regulation of apoptotic process. The transcript has 21 exons. Bases 417 to 3491 code for a protein of 1024 amino acids.